Molecule: messenger RNA, 6379 nt
Organism: Danio rerio (zebrafish)
Lineage: Eukaryota; Metazoa; Chordata; Actinopteri; Cypriniformes; Danionidae
Source: RefSeq, a predicted model, not a curated record
GUUGGGCUGUUUUGGAAGAAUUACUUAUACUUGAAGUUAGUCGCAGGGUAUUGAUUUCUUAGGAAGUAAACAAAGUACUGUACCUUAUUUAUGUCCGUGUACCUUGCAUCAACCUCAUAAUUUAUUUUUCUCAGCAGAGGUCAAACCUGCAGUCUUAUGAAUCUCAGCACUAAGCACCGCAGACAACCAAGACGUCAUCCUUUAUAAAUGCUAUUAAUAUCCCAUUAAACCAUUACCUGGUAUUGGUAUCUGCAUCAGAAUAGAUCUGGAUUCUUAGAAGGGGAAUUGGAGUUAAAUGAGGCAGACCACAUCUAACUGUACCACAGUAUCUCUGAGGAUCUCAGUAAUGGGAGCGUCGUCCUCUGCUGCUCUGACAGGCUGUUUCUGGGUCAGUCCUCAGCCCUGAGAGAGGCCCGAUCCACAGCAUCACACACAGAGAGAGAGAGAGAGGGAGAGGGAGGUAUUUUUAGAAAAAUGGGGCUUCACUGUACCUUUUUCUUGCAAAAGAAUCAUUAAAAGACCCAGCUAGCUUGUCCCAGAUUUUUGCUCAGUGGGUUUAGACUGGACCAACUGAGUGGAGAUGUAGAGGCACGGCUGCGGAGAGCUUGACAGCGCUCUCUUGAUUCGGACUGGACUGAUAUCUGGACUGGGUCCUUGAUGGAGGAUGAACCUGCUCUGAGCGAUUCUUGCUUUUUGAUGAUAAUGGAUUGAGGAGGUGCUGACCUGAGGUGAACUCUAAGAGAUCUACUCCAGUAUCCGGCCAGAAGACCCAGAAACCAUGAUGAGAAGAUUUCUGAAGAGCCAGAAGGGCCGUUUCUCCCUUCGCCAGAGCCGAUCGGGGUCCCGGAGUGCCUCUAAAGACUUCUACCCAAACCCCAGCGUGCUGAGAGAUUUCCCACUGACUAUUGGGGAACUGGCACUUCCAGCAAAUAACCAGGGCUGGCCGGAGGAGUUUGGCUUUAAGCUGGGUGGUGAUGGACCGAGUUACAUCUUGUCUGUGGUGGAGGGCAGCAGCGCUUACAUGGCCGGACUGCAGCCGGGAGAUCAGGUGCUGGAGCUGGAUGGCCAGAACGUCUCGUCUCUCAGCACUAAAGCUCUCGUUGCUCUGGCUCAGACCCUCAAGACUGUGCCGCCCAGCAUCGGAGUCGUGUCUAGAAUAGAACAGAUGGACAUUGCCCCUGGGCCCGAUGGCCGUUUUGGCUUUACCAUAGUGGGUGACAGUCCUCUGCUGGUGGAGGACUGCAUCCUCAACUGUCCAGCAGGCCGCAGUGGACUGCGAGCAGGAGACUAUGUGUUGGAGGUGAAUGGGAUACCAGUGAAGCAGCACGAGACGGCGGCGGCCAUGAUCAAGGCCUCUCAGGGACGGACUCUGCGUCUGGGUGUUCUGCGCAUAAACCGCUGGCAGAAACGCACCAGCAGCAGCAUGAAGGAGACCUAUCACAGCGGAGAGGUCGUCAGGCAGGACCGCAAACACAAAGCUCUGGAGUUCAACAAGAAGGUUGAGGAGAUUUUGGGGGAGGAGCCUGAGGUGAAAGAGAGGCUAUUUGAUUUGCUGAAGCAGUAUGCAAAUGAGAGGGAUGUUGAAGGACUGGCGUCGACACUUCCAGAAAUACUGCUCACAGAAGAGCAUCAGCAACUAAUUGACAACAUCAGGAUCUUCAUCCCUAAGAAGCACAGGCAGCGCUUUGAUGAGAUGGUCUCUCAGAGUCUGAUCAGUCGAUUGAGGGGCCGAAGCUUCAGCGAGCACAGGAACAAUCGGCUACGACGCAGCCGGAGCGAAGACCACCCUGAACGGCUGCUGUCUGUGUCCACUAGAGCCAGCUCUGUGCCCAGGACCGCCAACGACGAAGUGGUCAUGCCUCCUGCCCGCGGCCUCCGCAAAACCACCUCGCUCAUCGCGGGCCAUUCCAGCUCCUUCUCCACUCGCAGGACAGUACGUGUAUACAAAGGCAACCAGAGUUUUGGGUUUACCCUACGUGGCCAUGCUCCAGUCUGGAUCGACUCCGUGAUACCAGGCAGCCCUGCUGAGAAGGCGGGUCUCAAACCUGGAGAUCGCAUCCUGUUUCUCAAUGGAUUGGACAUGAGGAGCUGUUCCCAUGAGAAGGUGGUGUCCAUGCUACAGGGAAGUGGGGCAAUGCCAAGCCUGGUGGUUGAAGAUGGCCCACCGGCCUUCACCAUGACUGAACCCGAACAGGUGGAGGUAUCUCCCCGAUCCCGUGCUCCUGUGCUCAGCUCCCUACAGUGGGUUGCUGAGAUCCUGCCUCCUAGUAUCCGUGUACAGGGCCGCACCUUCAGCCAGCAGCUUGAACACCUUCUCACACUCCAGGAGAGAUACACCAUCUGCAAGGCACUAGAAGCCUUUUUCCAGCAUAGAAAUGUAGACACCUUGAUUGUGGAUGUCUUCCCUGUGUUGGAUACGCCAGCAAAACAGGUGAUCUGGCAAUUUGUUUACCAGCUGUUGACCUAUGAGGAGCAAGAACACUGCCAGAAUAAGAUCUCUCGCUUUCUUGGAUAUAAAGUUACACUGCCAGCAGCAGAACCUGAACCUCCAGCCCAUGAGCCUCAUCGACGCAGCAGCUCCAUGAAGGUGACAGGAACCACCUACAGAAGCAGUGUGAGGGGACGCAGCUCAGAUGAUCUGGUUAUUGGCACUCACCUGGGGAUGGGGAUUUGCACUGAGCCAGUGGAGGCGGCUCCUAUGAGGCUGACACCUGGAGAGAGACAAUCUGGGGAUGGAACAUCCUUACCAGAAACGCCUAACAAUUUGACAAAUUUGUCAGCUGUGUAUGCCGAGCUGGAGAAUGUCUAUGCUGGGAAAAGAUCCAAAUCUCUGAAGAGUCGACCUCCUCCUGCUCCUGAUACUCUGGUUAGCGUGGAUGUCUUCCCUCACACUACCUCACAGUCUGUUAGGGCACACUCUUCUACUCCAUCUGUUCGCGCUACUUCAGGUAGUCGCAAAUCUGGAUCAGCACAACAUGUGCCUCCUCCUCCACCGCCACCUCCUCCAGAGCCUGACCCUUGGAUGCAGGAGACUCCUCUCAGUCCUCAGUGCCCCUGCUACCCCCCAGGUCUUCCUUCUCAAACCAGUGCUGAGUCCAAUCCCUACAUCAGUUUAGACAGUCCACCGCUCUCUCCACCCUCACCUCCUGACUACCCCCCUAGUCCACCCAUUCGGAAAAAGCGAUACACCUUCUCACGUCCGCCCCGUACAGCAGACACUGAUCUGUUCAUGGAGGCUCUAAGUGAACAGCUAGGACAGCAGUUAUCUGUGGAUGACUUCUUGUCACCGGAGAAUGACUAUGAAGAGGAUGUUGUCCAGAUGACUUUUCAGGACGAGGAAGAGGAGGUAGAGGUGGAUGAGGAAGAGGAGGAGGAGGAGGAAGAGGAGGAGGAGGAAGAGGGUCCGUACAUGCCUCCUGAGCUAAGCAGUCCGAGUGAAGUGCAUAGUAGUAGUGAGGAUGCCAGCUCUCUCACCUACUCCUCCAGCUCUGAGCACAUUCCUCCACCCCCUCUGACUCCUCCUCCCCCUCCCCCUGUCCAAUUCAAUGACCCCCCUCCACCUGCUGGGUUCACCCCAGAACAUGCACCUCGACAGCUGACAUUCCGUCGUCACCCUGGACCUCCUCCGCCACCUCCACCAAGAGCCAACCCACCUCCAAAGCGGCAGUCCAUUCACAAGGUAUUACCCACACGUGAUGAGCUAAUGAGCCAGCAACAACUCCUUCAGGAGCACCAUUCACUUCCAGUUCAACCAACAGCUGGCCAUCCUCAGCAGUCUCAGCAGCAGAUGCACCAAUCUUUACCUCCUAUGCCCUCUCCAGAAAUAAACCAGACAUCCAUCUCCGGUCAUGCAAUCUAUGAGAUGCAGUCUCAGGUCCAUCCAGCUCACCAGGUUCAUCAACAUCCCCAGAUGCAACAGGAUCACCAGAUGCACCAAUUUCAUCAACAUAAACGUCAUCAAUCUCAGUCGAUCAAAGUACACCACAGCCAUCGCUCACACCAGCCCAUACAGACUCAGCUCUCUAGCUCAAUGGAUAGGCUUGACAGGAUUGACCGAAAUCCAGAUAGACUUAUCUAUGAGAUGCAGCCCCAACCCCUUCACUCAGAUCAACAAGUGCAUCAUGCUUAUGAGAUGCACCAGAGUCAUCAGGCUCACCUUACAAGCUCCAUGGACAGACUUGACCGCUUGGAGCAGAUCCAGCACUUGGAACGCUUGGAGCGUAUGGAGCGGAUUGAGAGACUGGAGAGGGCAGAUAGACAAAUGCACCGGGCACACAUGGCUCAAGCUCUUUCUCAAGCUGUUCAACCACCUCAGCAGAGUCAGCAACAGUACAACCAGCAGCAGUACCAGAUGCAUCAAUCUAAUCAAGACUACCCACCGACCCAGCCUCCUCCACCAACCCGUCACAUUCACCAGAUUGAACACAUACACCAGGUCCAGCCCAUUCAGUCAGCUCCGCAAUACCACCAGAUCCAUCAGCCGCAUCAACCCCACCAGACCCAACAGAUUCUGUCUACCUUCCAGCCUCACCCUUCACAACUGCAGCAGCAACAACAACUGCUUCAGCAGCAGUUACAGCAGCAGCAGCAACAACAGCUUCAGCAACAGCAGCAACGUCAGCAGCAACAACAGCUUCAGCAGCUUGAGCAACAACAACAGCUUCAGCAGCUUGAGCAACAGCAACAGCUUCAGCAACAGCAGAUUCAGCAGCAACAAGCUCAGCAGCAACAACAGAUUCAGCAGCAACAACAGCAUCGCUCAACUCCGCAGAUACCUUCUGUUGCACAGGCUAGACAGAGCCCUCAACCCAUGUACCAUGAGCAUCGUCAUCACCACCACCACCGUAGCCACCAUGAAGCUCAGUCUCAAAUGCAACCACCAAUUUCACCCCAACCUCAAACUCACAACCCCACUGAAGGUUCCUCUGUGGAACCACCUCCACCACCCCCUUUACCCCCACCUUGCGUGCCUCCUCCACUACCAAAGGGCUCCCCUCAAAAAUCUGAUUCCAGUCAUAUGAGUGUAAAGCGGCUACGUUGGGAACAAGUGGAAAAUUCUGAAGGAACCAUUUGGGGACAGAUGGAAGAAGACUCUGAUUAUGACAAGCUGAGUGACAUGGUGAAAUAUCUAGACCUGGAGCUUCAUUUUGGUACACAAAAGACUCCUGUUGCUCUUCCAGAGCCCUCACCUCAGGUGGAGACUUUCAAAAAGAAAGAUGUGGUGGAGAUUCUUUCCCAUAAGAAAGCCUACAAUGCUUCAAUCUUGAUUGCCCAUCUGAAGCUGUCUCCAGGCGAGCUACGUCAGGUACUAAUGACAAUGUCAAGUGAACGUUUGGAGCCACCACAUAUCAAACAACUGCUCCUGUAUGCACCGGACGAUGAUGAGGUCAGACAGUACGAGCAGUACAGAAAUGACCCAGGCAAACUCAGCGAGCCCGAUCAGUUUGUCUUACAGAUGCUUUCAGUGCCAGAGUAUAAGACCCGCUUGAAAAGCCUGCAUUUUAAGACCACGCUGCAAGAGAAAACAGAGGAGAUGAGAGGGGCCUACGAUUGUGUUUUCAAGGCUUCACUGGAGCUCAAGAACAGCAAAAAACUUGCCAAGAUUCUGGAGUUUGUGCUGGCUAUGGGGAACUAUCUAAACAACGGCCAACCUAAGACUGGCAAAACAACUGGGUUUAAAAUCAAUUUCCUCACUGAACUCAGUACUACCAAAACAGUUGAUGGAAAAUCCACAUUUCUGCAUAUCCUGGUGAAGUCAUUGUGCCAGCACUUUCCUGAGGUUCUAGACUUUGGGAAGGAGCUAGUGAUGGUGCCACAAGCAGCUAAAGUGAAUCAGAGAAACAUCACCUCUGACUUUAAUGAUCUACAUGCCACAAUCCAGGACAUUCGUGUAGCCUGUCAGAAGAUGCCAGCCACUGCUGAGGACCGAUUUGCUGUUGUUAUGAGUGGGUUUCUGGAAAACAGUCACCCUGCAGUGCAGUCUCUGGAGUCUUUACAGCAGAGAGCGAUGGAGGAGUUCUGCAAAGUUGCAUCAUACUUUGGUGAGGAUGGAAAGACCACCACCACAGAGAAUUUCUUUGGUAUCUUCGCAGAGUUCAUUGCUAAAUUUGAGAGGACUUUGAGUGAUAUCCAGACCGAAAACCCUCCACGAAGCCCCAGGAGCCCUCGCGCCACCUCUCCUGUAGCCUGGUGAAGAAACCACCCACCAUGAGGCAAACACACUCGUACUGUACAAACAAACAUACAAGCUCACUUGCAUACACUCCUACAACUGUCAAGUCCAAUUUAGUGAUACUGUAGUCAGGUAUUUAAGGAGACAUGUACAAUGACAGUUUAAUGGAACAAGGGCAGUGAAUGGUGCAUAAAUGGUUUUAAACUA